Molecule: messenger RNA, 4938 nt
Organism: Acanthopagrus latus (yellowfin seabream)
Lineage: Eukaryota; Metazoa; Chordata; Actinopteri; Spariformes; Sparidae
Product: sodium- and chloride-dependent transporter XTRP3-like
Exons: 11
Coding region: 118-1911 (597 amino acids)
Biological process (GO): sodium ion transmembrane transport
Cellular component (GO): plasma membrane
Molecular function (GO): L-proline transmembrane transporter activity
Source: RefSeq, a predicted model, not a curated record
GACUGGCCACACAACAAUCACCGCUUAUAAAGCGGUGACGGGACGCACGGUGACACACUGCGCACUGAUCCUCCUGAGGCUCAAGAACAUACCUGGCGACGUUCACAGGACUCAAACAUGGAAAAAAGACCAAACUGGGAAAGUCCCAUACAGUUUGUGCUGGCAUGUGUGUCAUAUGCUGUCGGACUGGGAAACGUGUGGCGGUUUCCAUACCUCUGUCAAAUGCACGGUGGAGGGGGGUUCUUGAUUCCAUAUCUCAUAAUGCUGGUAUUGGAAGGUGUUCCCUUAUUCUACAUGGAGCUUGCCAUUGGCCAGAAGAUGAGCCGAGGCAGCAUCGGGGCAUGGACUGCUAUCAGCCCUUACCUGGGAGGAGUCGGUCUUGCUAGUGUUGUGACAUCCCUGUAUCUUUGUCUGUAUUACAACAUCAUCAAUGCAUGGAGUUUCUGGUACCUCUUUCAUUCAUUUCAAUCAGUGCUGCCCUGGGCAGAAUGCCCCAUCAAUUCCAACCGGACAGGACCUAUAGAGGAGUGUGAAAGAGCAACACCCACCCAGUAUUUCUUCUUCAGGGAAACACUGAACAUCUCGCCUUCUAUUGAAGAGAAUGGAGGCAUUCAUACGGGCCAGGCACUGUGCCUCUUACUUGCCUGGAUGAUUACCUACCUGUUCAUUGUCCGAGGAGUAAAGUCAACUGGAAAAGUGGUGUACUUCACAGCCACAUUUCCAUAUGUGGUCCUCUUUAUCUACCUAAUCCGUGGCAUCACUCUCCAGGGUGCCUUCAAUGGUGUCAAAUACAUGUUUAUACCCAAGAUGGAACAGCUUGCCAACCCGAAUACAUGGAUCAAUGCGGCCACUCAGAUCUUUUUCUCUCUGGGUUUGGGUUUUGGGUCACUCAUAGCUUUUGCCAGCUACAACCACUACAACAACAACUUUGAGCGUCAGGCCAUCAUUGUUUCCAUGAUCAACAGUGGAACCUCCAUCUUUGCCAGCAUUGUCACCUUUGCCAUCUAUGGAUUCAAGGCGACGGUCAACUACGAGAACUGUCUUGAGAGGGUACGCUUACUGCUGCUGAACACCUUUAAUAUAGCUGAAGACCGCAUCACCAUUGACAAUGUCUUCACGUGGAUUGACAAUCUGAACACAACAUAUCCGGUGCAGUUUGCCGAAAUCGAAAACCAGUUGGAACACUGUGACCUGGAGAGUGAACUAAACACUGCAGUAGAGGGGGCAGGUCUGGCUUUCAUUGUGUAUAGCGAAGCCAUUAAGAACAUGCCAUUGCCUCAGCUUUGGUCAGUUCUGUACUUCCUCAUGCUCCUGCUAUUGGGAAUGGGCAGCAUGCUGGGCAACGUCACUGCCAUCAUCACCCCACUACGAGACUUCAAGGUGAUGAAGGGUGUCAGCAUCGAGUUGAUCAACGGUGUAGUGUGUUUGUUCUGUAUGCUGGUCGGCCUGGGCUUCACCACCACGGCAGGCAAUUACUGGUUUACCAUAUUCAACGACUAUGCAGCCACGUUCUCUCUGCUGUUCGUCGUCCUCAUCGAGGUCAUAACUGUCAGUUACAUCUAUGGAAUCAGAAGGUUUGAAAAAGACAUAGAGGAUAUGCUUGGUCAUCGUCCCAACUGGUACUGGAAGAUAAUGUGGACAAUUACUAGUCCCCUUCUCCUCAUCUUCCUCUUCAUAACCUACAUUGUCAACUACAUCAGGGGAGGGACACCCACUUACCAAGCAUGGGACAAAGAGCUGGGUAAGACAGUGGUGACGGAGUAUCCUCUCUUUGGUCAAAUCUUCAUCGGGCUGCUACUGGUGUCAUCAGUCAGCUGUGUGCCCCUCACAGCUCUGUAUGUCUACUGCCAGAAGAGGAAACGUGGAAACCAUCUGAAGAGGCAGCGUACUGUCAGCACUGUGUCUACUUAGUGACCAGACGCUGAUGAGGACUAACCUCCCACCAUCACCGGCCUUCCAAGACACCCCCAAUCUCUGUCCUCUAGUUGCAACACUACUUCACUUAUCAUUGACUACAUGAGGGACAGUGGCACAUGAUCACUAGUCUUCUUUUGCUUCACUUCCACGUAAUUUCCAGUUAAUGGAAGGAUUUUUGAGUUGUUACUCUUGUAAAAGAAGCUGAGUGAGCAAUUCCCCGUUGCAGCAAGAAUUACAAAAGAUUGAAUUAUACCUUUCUACUAUUGGUACUACUAUUACUACUAUUACUACUUCAACUAUAACAGAAUAUAUUAUUAUAUAAUCUCUUUCAGUAUUAAAGUCCACAUAAAGUCUGGAGAAUUCCUCACUCUGUCUCAGAGAGCAGCUCCAUGGUUAACUGUGGAACAUUAUGAGUAAAUACUUUGUUAAACUGCCAAACAAAUGUAAUUGUGAUUCUGUAUUUUGUAUGAUGUUAGUUUACUUAAUGGUCAUAAUAUGAUGAAUAUAUGUAGAUAUGUAUGAGAUACAGUGAGUAUGUUAGUAUUUCUCUCAUAUCUUAUACACUGAGAACAUCUCUGAAGUUAUGUUUGAUAUUCUCUUAUCAUGGCUCUAGCUAGUUCUAGGUAAAGUUCAAAUGAUUUUCACAAUACACAAUGGGAUUAUCAUCAAGUAACACUUGUUCAUCCCUGGUUUCAGAAAUGUUAAGGGGACAAGGUAAUUCAUUUGUCAUCACACAAUACAGGGUUUCAUAAUGAAAUUAAAGUGCACAGUCCCCUCAUAAAAUGAACAGCUUGAUUAAGGCAGAGACGGGUCUCUGUAAAAGUCAGCAGUCUCUGAUUUCCCAUUUCCUUUAUUGAGGCAUUGUCAUUUGCAAGCCGUUCGGUGGCUAUGGGCACAGAUGGGUCAGUGAUGUCAGAGGGAGUAGAUGCACUGUAGGCCUGCUCGUGAAUUUUGCCAGUCCAUUUGCUAAACUCUAGUUCAGCUGAUUAAGUGAGGGCAGUCUGAGAAGAAUGAUUUGUGUCAGCCAGACCUCUGCCCAAAGCUCCACCCCCAAGAUCUCCGCACCAAUUGUUGAUUACUAUUGUUCUGCACUGAUGGAAACCACACCACCACCUUUCCUAGGAUAUAAUGUUUACCCAAAGACCACCUUUUAGUUUUGAAAAUAUUGUGAUCAGUGUCACUUGACCUGAACUGAGCUCAUCCCAUGAAAAGUGAUGUCAUGGCUUUGAUUCUGAUUCUGAAGUUUUUUAUUUUAUUUUACGGUUAGUCGAUGUGAUUUCAAAGUUGUUUCUUUUCCUCUAAAGAAUACUGUCUAUAUGUGUAAAUGUUGACUAUGGUGAGAUUGGAUAUGGUCUCUAUAAGGUUUUUAAUUUUAUGUGAGAACUAAGCUCAUCCAGUGAAGACUUGAGUGUGCUAACAUUUAAAUGAAGGAUUGUUUUUUAUUUUAGGGUAAUUAAAUCUGUCCCGUACUGGCUCAAACCAUAGAGUAGCAGCAAAUAUGGAAAAUGAAUGCUGCUACUCAACCUCCCAGUUUCACUGCCUCCAAUUGUUCUUUAUGAAUUAAAAUAGAAUGUCACUUUAUAUUCUCCAUGGAAAAAAAAAUCUGCGUUUAACCAAUCUAAACCCCCCCAUACACAGACAUACAGCUCUAAAAUGGAGUGGCCUGAGAGCACAAUGGCAGGUUCUGAUCUCAUUUUGCCAGAUUUUUGUGCAAUCUGGCCAGGGAAUUGAACUGGCAGCCCUCAUUCCACUAUUGUAACCACUGGGCUGCCACUGCCCAAUUGGUCCACCUGGUCCACCCUAAAAGGGUGUUGUAGCAAUUAUGUAUAUUCAUAGCUAACCCUGAAGUCAGCAUGGCUCUAGUUCCCUCUGUGGGAUUAUUGAAUUGGAUUUUGGAUUAUUGCAGAAAAUAAUCUGUGUGUCAAACACAAGUUUAUGACACUAACAUGCUCUGUUCAUUUAGAUAAUCUCCACAGAUGAACACGACUCAGAUGUUUGAAGCUAAUUAAGUGUGUAGCAGUAAGAAGCUAAUGUUAGGCUACAAACAGACGGCAUCGCAGUCACAUGACCUAAAUGUCACCACCACAGAGUCUUACUACACAAUUACAUACAGGUUUUCUGUAAGCUGAUCAAUGUACACAUUGUAAAGUCAGAGUUAAAAUAGUGUGUAACUAAAGUGGGCCUGUAAAGACGAACUAGUGAGUAGAUGAGUCUCCGUGUUCACAGUGAGGACGUUUAAUGUCCCCGACAACCUCUGUAGUCUCAUUUAGACGCUCGUUAGCAACCGCUAACUGUUUUUAACACACAAAGCUUUCUGAUUAAACUGUGGGACAUUUAAUGAUGGAUUUUAUUUUGGAGAACAAAACGUGUAAAUAUGUUCAGCCAAAUAGGUUCAGUGGAACCACACACCUUAUUUCACACAUUUAACUGAAAACACAUUCAACAAACUCACAGACUUUGAGACAAGGGCACCAGAUGCACCAUAAAGCCAAAGUCUGGCAAAGUUUGAAGCCACUACCGGCCACUCCAUAUGCAUGUGCCACCACUGCCAUGGAGAUUUUCUAAAAGUGUCAGGCAUUGAAAAAUCUGGAAGAAGGAAGUUUUCAUUGCUGGUAGCAAAACUUGUAAGUACCAGUAAUACACCUACUGUGCUAGUAUCAAGUUGAACACUGAACAAUUUGCUUUGUAGACCCUGUAUGUGAAAUGUGUACAUAGUGUAGAUAUGUGUGUGUUGACUGGAUGACCUACAGACUGUAUUCUCCAGAAAUAUAUGACUUUGCUUCAUUGUGCCAUUGGUUGAAUAGCAGUUUAGUAGCCUCACUAAAACAGACACUGAAGUGCCAUUAGGAACUAGUCUGAUGUCAAAUUAAGUCAAAUCAAAAUCAAAUCAAUGUCAUUAGCACAUAGUAUGUAAAGUGUUCUAACCAUUAUGUAAUCAUCUCACAGCUUUUUAUUCCUAUCUUGACCAGCAGAAAUUAAUGAUGAUUUUAUUUUUUUUAUUAAAGAAAAACGUUGUUAUAA